AACCGUGAAUUGGAGUCGACGAGGGGCGGCGUCACCCCUCUGCCGGCAGCAGGCGGAUCGCCGAAAGAGGGAAGGAUAGAAAACUAGAGAGAGAGGCGGAGAGAGAGAGGAAAACAUUUCUCCCGAUCUGAUCCCGCCAUAGUUUUUCCCACUCUUCUGCCAUAGACCCAUCAUCAGACCCAGUCCAACCCACCUCCUCCACAGCGCGAUAGAGGCUAUAGGCUGCUGCUUUAUUCGUCUGUUGGGGCCGGCUGCAAGUCAGGGGGUUUCAUUUCUUCUCCUGCUCCACUUAUUCAACUGGAUUUACAGCAAUAUUCAACGUUACCACCUGAUUGUACUUUUUUACAUUUUUUUAUUUGAAUUUGUCAUCGUGAAUUCAAAUUUAUUUCGUACUUUUGUCCUCUAGCGUGAUUUACACUUUCUGUUUGAGUGGCAAGUGUGACAAUAUCUUGUUGCGCUAUUAGCACAUUCAGCAGAAACUUUUUGCUGGCUCCAAUCUUUAGUUAUUCUGGGCUUUGUUUUUUGUUUUCUUUUUCUGGGCUCGGGAAAACAAUUUCCACAAUGCACAAGCUAUACAUUGGGAAUCUAGGCGAAAGCGUGACUGCCGAGGACUUAGGAAAAACCUUUGACGAACACAAGAUCCCAUACACCGGACAGUUUCUAAUGAAAACCGGCUAUGCGUUUGUGGAUUGUCCGGACGAUCACUGGGCCAUGAAGGCUAUCGAGACAUUUUCUGGUAAAGUGGAACUUCAUGGGAAACGUAUUGAGGUCGAACACUCCGUCCCCAAGAAGCAAAGAACCAGGAAACUCCAGAUCAGAAACAUUCCACCUCACCUGCAGUGGGAGGUUAAUCAAAGCACAUUUUCACAAUUUGGGCUUUCGGUUUACAAUGUAUUCAGUCUUCCUCUUUUCUUUCUUUCAGUCAACACAGAUAGUGAGACCGCAGUGGUUAAUGUUACCUAUGCAACCCGGGAACAAGCCAGGCAAGCCAUCCAGAAGCUGAAUGGAUACCAGUUUGAAAACAAUGCCCUGCGUGUCUCCUACAUCCCCGAUGAAACCUCUGAACUGGAGGGAGGCCAGCGGGGGCCUGAUAACGGCCGGCGACCUGGCUACGGGCCCCGGGGCGGACCCCGUGGCGGGUCCCCAAAUUCUGGGAUGCCCUCCAAACCUCCACAUGCCGACAUCCCUCUGAGACUGCUGGUGCCCACACAGUACGUCGGCGCAAUCAUCGGCAAGGAAGGAGCCACCAUUCGUAACAUCACCAAGCAGACACAGAGCAAGAUUGACGUCCACCGCAAGGAGAAUGCAGGUGCUGCUGAGAAGCCCAUCAGCAUUCACUCUACCCCUGAGGGCUGCUCAGCCGCCUGUCGCAUGAUCCUGGACAUCAUGCACCAGGAGGCCAAAGACACUAAGACUGCUGAUGAGGUCCCUCUGAAGAUCAUGGCUCACAACAACUUUGUUGGGCGGCUGAUUGGGAAAGAGGGACGCAACCUGAAGAAAAUUGAGCAGGACACGGAUACAAAGAUCACCAUUUCCCCUCUCCAGGACCUGACGCUGUAUAAUCCAGAGAGAACCAUCACAGUUAAAGGCUCCAUCGAAGCCUGCUGUCAGGCUGAGGUGGAGAUCAUGAAGAAGGUCAGAGAGGCUUACGAGAACGACAUCGCAGCGAUGAAUCAACAGACACAUCUGAUCCCUGGCCUUAACCUGGGUGCUCUGGGCCUUUUCCCUUCUUCCUCCAAUAUGCCCCCACCACCACCUGGAAAUGCAGUUGGUGGCACCCCCUACGGCUGCUUUGGGGCUCCAGAACAGGAGACGGUCCAUGUUUACAUCCCAGCACAGGCGGUGGGAGCAAUCAUUGGAAAGAAAGGGCAGCACAUCAAACAGCUGAGCCGCUUUGCUGGAGCCUCCAUUAAGAUCGCACCAGCUGAAUCUCCAGACUCCAAAAUGAGGAUGGUGAUUGUGACAGGACCCCCUGAGGCUCAGUUUAAGGCUCAGGGCAGAAUCUAUGGCAAACUGAAGGAAGAGAACUUCUUCGGGCCAAAGGAAGAAGUCAAACUUGAGACUCACAUCAAGAUGGCAGCUGCUGCUGCAGGAAGAGUGAUUGGCAAGGGAGGCAAGACGGUGAACGAGCUGCAAAACCUGACAGCAGCUGAGGUGGUGGUUCCCAGAGAACAGACACCUGAUGAAAACGACCAGGUCAUCGUCAAGAUCAACGGGCAUUUCUAUGCUAGCCAGCUGGCCCAGAGAAAGAUCAGAGACAUUCUGACCCAGGUCAAACAGACACAGAAAAGCGGAGUUGGCAUGGGCCCUGGCCCUCACUCGCCGGGCUUCACAGAGAUGGGCAGACCUACGCAGGGACUGACUCAGGACCACCAGCCACGCAGGAAGUGAGGGGUCCCCGCACCCUUCUCACAUGCCGCGGGCCCCCUGCCUGACGGAAGGACAGACAGACAAAUGCACGAACGGAUAGACGGACGGAUACAUGAGAGCGACACACGGACCCAGCAAGAGACAGGGAGAGAUAUAAAGAGGGAGAGAGUACGCCCAAUAAUCACAGAGAAAGACAAAGAACAAAGACGAAUGAAAUCAAAAAGAUGAAACAAAUAAUAAAAAGAGGAUUAAGGAAAAAGAAACAGAACAGAGAUCAGAUUCCAGGCCAGAAGAGAAACUGAGUGAGGAUGGUGGGAUGAGGGUAAGGAGGAACAUGGAGAGACAGAGGGUAUAGUAUCCUCCUAGUGUGCCUCGGGAUGGCUGCAGCCAGCUCCUCAUCUGCUCUAACUUUAUGGGAUCCCACCCAGAUAAGUCGAAACAACAUGGCCGACUUUAUUCUCCAUGUAUGGAUGAAGCAACGCUAUGGUGGGUUCCGAUUUAUAGCAGAUCUGCGUUUCCCAGGUACACUAGCAGGUGCCUUCUUGUCCUAUCGCCUCCAAGAGACCUCUCCAACCAUCUGCAGUCAGUCCUAUAUUUUAAAGGUGGUUUUUUUUUUAACAUAGAGAUAUAUGUAUAGAAAUGUUUUAUUCAGAGCUAUUAUUAAUAGAAUGCAGUGAGGUGGAGCUGGGAGAAGGAACAGGGGAACUGCUGUAGUGGCACAGGAGGAUAGGUGCGGGGUCUGGCACUGCCUCGCCCGCCCCUAACCUACUGGCCAAAUGAGAGCCUAGAAGAGGGGCCGCAGAUGUUAACACUGCUCUUUUAAAACCUUUCAGGAUAGUAGAGAGAUUAAAAGGAAAAAAGAGAAAAUAUGAGGUUGUAAAUAUAUAAUCUUCAUGUAAAUGUAAAAAAAAAAAAAAAAAAAGCUGCGCCUGGCCGCCUUGCCUUUCCUCUUUAAAAAAACGAGGACGUCUUCUCUAUUUUUCUUAGUCCCUUGCCUGUACUGUGUAGCAUCAUUUAGCCUACAGUAAGGCUCGGGGCUGGGGAGGCACUGAAGAUGCCCUUCCAAUAUUUAGCUAUGUGGCGGAAGGCGCGGCAAGAGACAGUAACGGGAGUGGAGGUCGCAGCUGGUCCUGCAGUUCUAUUGCAGCGGCUUAGCUCACGCGUUAGAUUAAAAAACAAAAAAACCAACUGCCAGCAGCUGUGCUCGCUGGCGAGCGACCUGCACCCCAAACGGCAUAUUUUAUAUAUAUUAUAUAUAUAUGAUAUGUGAGUUAGCCCGGCCCCUGGCGUGAAUGUAUUGAGGCUUUGCUUAACAAGUAUGAGCAAGUGUGUCAGCGAAAGACAUUCUGCUCAUUACGUUUGUGCAGAAAGUCAAGGUCAGUGUCAGACGGAGAGUCGGGUGCUUCAGCCAUCCCUGCGUUUUUUCUCUUAAAUAAAAAAUGCCUUUAAUGUCCGCAGUGAUGAAGGCAGUCCGAGGCUGACCUUGGCCGAGCACUAAAAGCAAAGUCUUCCAAAGCUCCUUGCCUUGAGCUCAGCAAUGGUAAUAUCGUUACGAAAGGGAGCAGCUUCCUCGUUCUCUCUCCCUGUCUGCUGAAGGCCUGUGGGCGGAGCCUCCAGACCCCGCCUGCGUAUGAUAAUGAGGGGCGGGGUCGAUGCUUGGACGCUCUCGCCAAGAUUAGAACAGAUUAGAAAAGAAAAAGAAAAAACCUACCUCAGGGUAAAGUUACCUCAGUAUUCCUUUUUUUUGCUUGCUGGUCUUCUAUAUAAUAGGAAAAAAAUUGCUGAGAGUCCUGAAUAUUUUUUUAUUUUUUUAAGAAAAAGUAUUUUUUUUUCUUUUUAGGUAUUGAGUUAUGGCUUUGGUAUUUUUUUUCCUUUUUUGUGUUUUCUGGUGUGAUGGUUGAAUGAGUUCAGGAUGACAAAGAUGCUGUUUUCUUUUUUCCUAAGCGGAGAGAGAUCGGUCUGCUGGUGUAGAGAAGAAACGGGUCCCAUUUUUCCAUCUUUUGGGGGGAAACAUGCUCGGUCUUCCUGACGUGUGAGUGGAGCCUCUGUAGUCUGAAACAGAGAAAUGGCCAAAAGGGAGUUAUGUUUAACUCGAGAGAGGAUCCUCAAGCGCACAUGGUGACCAAGCUCGCCACCGGGGUAAUCGGAUAACCUUUGUGUCAUACCCCGUUCCUGUGGCUUCUGGCCUGCUGUGUGCCCUGAAAUAGCCUCCUCUCCUCGUCUUAUUUUGACGACAUUGCCACGAAGCGCCAAACAUUACGAGACGGCUUUACAGACCUGCAUAUGGCAUAUGAAAAUGCGACCUUUCUCACCUGGAGGUUGGGAAUUUAAAUAUUAGCGGUCCACCUACCGAGUAGCUGUACUGUGUCAGGUGUUCUACUUACACACAGGAACUAGCUCUGACUUCUCUGAAUGUGAAUAUUUAUUACCCGUGCACUGACCGUGCCACCUCAGAUGCUCCCUGUUGGCUACACGUGUGCUUGUUGUGUGUAUGUGUGAAUGCAGGCGCGUCUGUGUUCGCUGGUUUUAAAUGUUCCUUUUUUUAAAGUCAGGGGAUGUGGUUGGGUGAUGUGGUUGAGGAAAAAAUAAGCAGAUAAAAGUAGGAUGAGAACCCAGUGGAGAAAAUCCACAAAUCUUUUAGAGGAAAAAGCUGGGAGCGACAGCAACGCAGCUGGGAUAAUAUUCUAACCUGUACAUAACAUGUUCGAAAUGUGAUCUCUAACCUUUUGUACUUUUGGAGAAAAAAACCUUAAAAAAUCAAAGUGGGAAAGAACCAUCAGACAGAAAGGUUGCGCUUAGCCAAGUUGCGGAAGGACACUGCCAAAUAACUGUCUUUUUAAUGUCUUACCUGUGCUUGGUACAAGCUUAAUCGGCUACCCCACCAGCUCAUCAACAAACAGGGAAAAAUCUAUUCCACCUCGCCUGCGCUUGUAUUUUUGCCCAGAGGCGCUAACGUCACAGCUCGACUCUGUUAAGUCUCCACCUCUUUCUAAACCACAGCGCUCCGUUCACAGCCACCAACGUGCUAUUCAGGAUUCAUCCCUCAGCCUGCGGGCUUUUGGACAUUUUUUAUUUUUCAUUCUUAUUUAGUACAGCAAGCUUUGUUUGGAAGUGACAUCUGGGGACGUACUGUUGCACUAAUCGAUUAAAGAUUUCAGCAAACAACGGAAACAACUGAGAACAUCUGAUGCAAAUCUAAAAAAAAACAAAAACAGUGGAGGGUGAGGAGUCAGAGUUUUCUCCCUUCUUGCUCUUUCACACCACGUUUUCAUGCUUUGUCGUUGCUCUUCUGUCCUCUGGUAGAAGAGUGAUUUUGGAGUGGGCGGGAAUGUAAGGGUCCCUUGCCCUCUCUUGCGCUGGUCUCCAUCGUGUUCGUUUUGCUCGCUUCUGUUCAAAAACGUUUUUCUUUAUUUUUCCCAGAAUCCACACUCUGAGUCUUUAUUGGAAAAUAGUUGAAUUUCACCCCAUCUUAUUGUUUAGCUUUUUUUAAUGCAGAAAUCUACAGCUACUUAAUGAGACGAAGUACUAACAUGUAGCUCAGUAUGUCACAGUGACUGUGCCAAACAAACAGGAAGGGGCGGAGUCCAAAAUGCAGUAUAGAGCCACGUUAAGCAAAUGAGCUCGCUGAGAAGGACUUGAAGUAUUUUAGAACUCAGGUGAAGUUUCACCUGAACCCUUCAUGUCUCGUUACAAUAGAGACGACAGUACAGUUUAAACCGAGGCGCGCCCGUGCCGUUCGCCACGCCCCGUGCCAUUCACCACGCCCACUCUGUAAUUAAGAAUGUAGAAAAAACGGCUCACACAAAUUGCAGCCGGAGACAGAGACAAAAAUCAUUUAUUUCUUCAUUUUCAUCUGGUUUUCCUCUCUGUUCUGUUUUUUUCUUUUGUUUUAUUGCAAUUUGAGUGAUUGAGCCAAUAAGUUGUAUCAGCUAGUGGACAGAGUUUGGUAGUGAGAGGUGCCACGUGGUAUAAAAACAGUAUCAUUGCCAGCACGCUAACAUUUGAGUUAAAACCGACACGGUUUCUAACAUUGUUUAAAGGACCAUACCAGUGUUUCAGACAUGUUUACCUGUUGCUUGUGUGCUUGUUAUGGCUGACCAUUUUCUACAACCUUUCCCCACUGGUUUCAUUUCACUUUGAUAUAGAGCUCCAAGAAGAAAGGCAAACCUACUGACAAACAGUUAUUUGGGGCAUCCAAAAACUUCCUCUCAUAAGUCUAAUAUUCAUAACAGUCCCUGUGCUCGUCUUGUUAUGACUUCUGGGAGGUUUAGCUGUUUGCGCCACCUUUGCCCGUCUCUUGAGCAAGUAGAUGGUGAAACCUCAUGUGGCUUGUAUGAAUUAGACACUGAUGUCAUUUUGUAACCUAUAAAAGAUUCAGCCCUAAUAUUGGUUCCAAAGUCACAUAUUUUCACAACUUACCAGAGCCAGAAUUUUGCUUUUGUUUCUACACAAUCACAAAGUUGACGCUGUGGACCAAAAAAGCAAAACUGUGAGCUGAAAGAAGCUAAAAUGCUCCUGGUGAUGAGUCUUGGCUGUGUCACACGUAGUUAUUUGAGUUACGCCUGUUGUACUUUAAACCCGGCAUGCUUUAGAACGUGGUCAGCACUGAUGAGAAGCACACGCAGUAAACUGGCAAAACAGAUCCUGACUGGUAUUGCCCCUUUCCGACUGAAAGGAAAUUCUGACUUGAGUAAACUUAUCUUACCUGAUCAAAAAACAGACAAAAGACGCGCACACACACACACACGCACACACACACGCACAUACACACACUGACUCCAGGAUGGGCAGAGCACAAACUCCUCCAUGUUGUGUCCCUAACACCUCCCCACCUCUUACCCCUCUGUCCGUCAGCAGGAAUGGGGCUUUGACAAUUCAGAAACAGAAUCUGACAGAGGGACUCCUUUCCCAAGAAGGAAACACAAACAAACAAACAAACAAACCUCUUGACACAUAACUAGGAACGCUACCUCAAAACACAAGCAAACUCAGCUAGAAGAUUGUCUCUUGUUGGUUUGUACAAAGAAAAAAGUAAGAGCGAGCAGUCAGACAACAAAGUGACAGUGUUUUAGUACAAACCUCCCCUCCCCCGUUUUUUCCCCCAUUCUUGGACUUUAUUAAUUUAUUUUUCAGCUUUUUGCAAUUGUACCUCUUCAGCUUAGAGAUGGGACUGUAAAAGUAAAUGCAAAAAAAUAAUAAAAUAAAAUAAAAAUACAUGAAUAAAAAAGAGAAAACACGCACACACACUCACUCUAUGGACACAUUGUGACGCAGGGUGACAUGAGCCAGACAGGAUGAAGAUUUUCUUCAUGCGUAGGGAGGAAGUGAGCCGGUCAUAGCAGGGCGUCAACUUGUUGACCUGGGAAAGGUGUUUCAGUUAAACUGCUCAAAGCUACCGAUGCUACUCGCUAACCCUCCUUCACAUCACAGCUUAAGACAAACUUAAUUUCUUCUGCUCGUCUCGCUCUGACCACACACUAAAAUUACUCGUAACCCUCCCUCGGCUCUGCCCUGCUGCUCACCUCCCAAAUCAAGGGGCACAACACCUAUAACCAUGUAAUUAUUUUGUUGAUCUACCUCUUAGGAAAAGGAAAAAAUAGAUAAAUGGUAAAAAAAAAAAAACUUUUGAAAAAGGACACAAAAUAACUAAAAAAAACAAACAAAAAAAAAGUCAUUUGAAAGAAAUAUAGGUAAAUAAAUAACUGGGUAGUGGCAUCUCCAUAUACUGUAGUGGAUAGUCUAUUAAAGGAAAAAAACGUACUUCUUCCAAAGAUGAUUUUGUUUUCUUUCUGCAUUCUGACUUGUAUUUGAAAUGGAAUAUUAAGGAAAUUGGGAGAUGGAAACUCUUGCCACCAAUUUUUAAUUUUCUUCUGUAACAACCCAGCAUAAGAGAUUUCUUUAUCCAAUUUGCAUUUUAUGUAGUUUGUUUCAUUAAGCUUUCUUUAACUUCAAAAUAUUCUUUUGGUUGACUUUACAUUUUUCUCUCUUCUUUAUGACAGCAGAUUGAAUCUCUUGUGUUUGGGUGCAUUUAGCAUUUUCUUUCUCUCUGUGAAAAGCCUACAUGAGUUAGUGCCCUGCAAGGACCUUCUAUGCCGACUGAUGAUUUAUUUUCAAUUCCAAUGAAAAGCAAAAGGACCUGUUGUUUUAGCUGAUUAUGUAGCUGCAGCUGGAAGGAGGGAGGUCCUCUGUACUGAGCUGGAUCUAGAAUAAUCACAUUUUGACCUAACCUCAAAUUAAUAAGAAACCAUCUCACUGUUGACUGCGCAGCCUGAGGCGACUCCUUGCUCAUAAGGAGUGUCAGGUCUUCCCUCCUUCCAGCAGAUGGCAUCGUUGGUCUUUACAGUAUAUGGACUUUCACCUUCUGCCUGCCUGAUUCCUUUAGUCGUCAUCAACACUUGUUUUAAACUCCUUGUAAACAAAACAGAGCAUAGAUAUGAAUGUGUUAUUAAAAGACGAGAGAACUGAC
Neolamprologus brichardi is the source of this 8836-nucleotide messenger RNA. NCBI's taxonomy places the organism in Eukaryota, Metazoa, Chordata, Actinopteri, Cichliformes, Cichlidae. The record is from RefSeq and is a predicted model, not a curated record.